AUGUCCUCUACUAUCUGGCCGCCCAACUUAAGGGACAUCCUCACGCCCCUCCUCCCCUCCCUACCUACAGCUUCCCUUUCCUCGCAGCCCGCACCCGCCAUCCUCCGCCUCCUAUCGCCCAUCCUGCGCCAGCGCGUGCAGCUCCUCUCCUCGACAAGCAACGAGCCAUGGCUGCGGCUCCUGACCUACGACAAGGGCGCCGAGUCGCGCCUGGCCGAGGUAGCUCGGAGCGACCGCCUCGAGCCGCACCCCGUUUCGGGCGAGGUCGAGGUCGACUGGGAAUACGACGCGCGGACGCAGUACAGGCGGCUAGACGAGGAGACGCUGCAGGCCCUGGUCGUGAUGGAGGAAUUUGACCUGCUGUUCAGGCUUGUCUGGUGCGUCAACGACGAGGCUGGCGGCGGUGACGGCUGGAGGGUUGGUGAGGUCAGCGUGCCGGAGAAGUCGAGCCCGUUUGCCUCUUUCCAGGGGCAGCCGAGCAUCCCCGAGGCGGAGAGGGCGUUUCAGGAGAGAGGAUCCAAUACAGACAAGAUAUCUACACUGCAGGCGCCCAACACGGAUGCCCACCCUGCACCGCAAAUCGCAGAAGGCAGCAGCAACAAGAAUAACAGCUACGACGACGACGAUGAUGAUGACGAUGACUACUGGGCUCGAUACGACGCCACACCGGCACGAACACCACAGGUCGGGCGGUCUCCUGCGCCUGUCUCAUCAGGUCAGCAGUAUCAGCCGGAAGCGACCCGCAAGAGUGUCCCAGACGAUGAGGAGGACGACGCAUAUUACUCUCAGUACGACAGCGUGCAGCCUGCAAUGGACAGCCACGAUCCAGACGAGGCCCACAUGGCAGAACAGCACAGGGUCUCGACCGCCGCCCCCGCACCGCCGCUUGGCCUCCAGCACCCCGCCGACCACUCCUCAGGUUCGGCCGCAGGCGGCGAGGAGACAGACGGGUCCAAUGGCGGAUGGACGCUCGCCCCCACGCCCAGCGCCCGUUCGCAGGAGGAUGAGGAGCGCACGGCGGCACUCGCACACCCGCGUCCCGCAUCCAGUGCUAGCUCCAAGGGGAGCGAUACUGUGCUCAAGCUGGAGCAGGAAGCCGGGCGGCAGGAGCAGAACGAGUUUGGCGUCAAGCAGCACGUGUCGAGGAGCAUCCGAAGCCUGUUCCUACUGUCACGGACGGCGGGCAUCGACCGUGACGAGUUUGAGCGGAUGGUGAAGACGGAGCUGGAUGUAUUGGGUAUGGUCGAGAAUGAUAUGUAG
This is a messenger RNA of Cryphonectria parasitica EP155, 1260 nucleotides long. RefSeq lists its product as uncharacterized. Lineage: Eukaryota; Fungi; Ascomycota; Sordariomycetes; Diaporthales; Cryphonectriaceae. The record is from RefSeq and is a predicted model, not a curated record. The coding region runs from base 1 to 1260 and encodes 419 amino acids. The transcript has a single exon.